This is a messenger RNA of Macrosiphum euphorbiae (potato aphid), 1215 nucleotides long. The record is from the annotation of a GenBank genome assembly. NCBI's taxonomy places the organism in Eukaryota, Metazoa, Arthropoda, Insecta, Hemiptera, Aphididae.
AUGGCCAUUACUAAUUACAGUGUUGAGGACAUGCAUUUUCCCAAGUCGUUUGACCUCUUGCCAUGCCCUAACGUGAUCGGUAAAAUGAAAUUGCUUCUGGCCAAAAUUAAACUCUUGUAUAAAAGCAAACUGAAAAAACAGCCUCAAGAGCUGUUUGACAGGAAGACAAUGGAGGCACAGGCGCUCCCCGAGUACACAGAAGUCCGAAAAAUUAUAAAAAAAGUUGAGACGGACGUGCCGGAAUUCUUAAGUAGACUAGAAUCGAGCGUGGUCGCGGACGGCGAGAUCAACGUCGCCCCGGUAAAAGGGUCGCCGAUUCAAAAAAUGGUCAGCAGUUGGUGGAGAAAAUCUACUUGCAGCCUGGCAGUUCUAGUGCUGUGGUUUUCGAAGCACCGAAGUGGGGUCAUAUCGAAUAUGUUGAUGAGCGAGUGGCUGGUAAGAAAACAGCAGGAAGAUAAAACGGUGGGGACCGUCGCCAAGCAUAAAACGGGCGAUAAGGAGCCGUCGCUGAUCGUGCUCAGCGCCGACCUGGCGGCCCUGUUGGAGAGGUACUAUCGCAUCCGUUUCCGUGUCCGUACCACACGAAAAGAAUUUUUCAUCACGAACACCUGUGGUAGGGUUGUGAAAAUUUACGACGACGUGAAUAAGAUUUAUAAGCUGCAGGACACGAAGAGUCAGUUGUCGGCUUGCGUGUUCCGGAGGAUGAUAGAGAGCGAGUCCCGGGGCCACGACAGUACCACAUGUGCCGGGGUGGCAAAAGCUCUUCAACACGACCCGGAGACCGCUCUCAGGUACUACCAGGUACCGGACACCAACGAGGCCAUACGGAGGCAGGCACAUAUAGACGUUGUCGACCACACGAAGUUGUUAAAAGACAUGGUGGCUGAAGAGUUAGACACGUUGUUCCCACUCGAACCGUACGCCAAUUUGAAUGACCUGGAUGCGAUACGGGAAAAGUUGGAAGAUUCGAACGCAAAAGCUAUGUAUCCAAAGGCCAAUAUUACGGAUGCGUACCUGAACCAAAUUCGGGAAAACUUUAAUAAACAAGUCGCCGGAGAGAGGGUCAACAUUCUUGUGGAAAUAUUGAUGGCUGACUACACCCGAGAUAACAUAUCAAAACAAGCCAUCAUAGAUGCGGCUAAACGUAAGAAGCUCCACUACUUUCUCAAACACGACGCGGAUAAAAUAUGCAGGAAAGUAAUGAACCGGUUCUGA